Molecule: messenger RNA, 633 nt
Organism: Aspergillus calidoustus
Lineage: Eukaryota; Fungi; Ascomycota; Eurotiomycetes; Eurotiales; Aspergillaceae
Source: the annotation of a GenBank genome assembly
AUGGGCACGCUCUCCUCCCUCGGCGUGCUAAACUGGUCGUUCGCGAGCAUCCCGCAUAUAUGUACGUCUGCCGCGCCAAACGAGUUCACAUGUCCAUACUCGCGCACGCACUUCAACAGGUCGCUGAUCUGGGCCGCCAUCGGGCUGCGCAGACAUUUCGCGGAGAACAAGUACGAUGCACUGCUUUAUUUCUUCCUCAUUGGGGCGGUCUUUGCGAUCGCGGUGUAUUUCCUUUCUCGGCGACGCCGUCGGUCUUCAGAUAAGCCGCAGAGUGGAGACGGAGACGGAGGCGGGUGUGAGAAUGGCCCGAGGAGGAAGAGGAAUAUUUGGAACUCUGUCCACGUCCCCCUCUUCCUAGGCGGGCUAAACUACCUGCCACCAGCGACGGGUAUGAACUACGGGAGCUGGGUGGCCGUCGAGUGGGUGAUCUUUGGGUGGGUGAUCAAGAGGCACGCGCAGGGGUGGUGGGUUAAGUAUAACUUUGUGUUGAGCGCCGCGCUGGAUUCGUCAGUUGGUGUUGCUGGCGUUGUUAUCUUUCUUACCGUCUGUUUUACGGGGGCGGCGGAGUGGUGGGGGACGGAGGUUUACAAGAAUACGUGCGACUGGAAGGGGUGCGUAUCUUGGACUGCCUGA